GGAAUUUGCAUUUUUGUUUUUUAGUAGCCAUGCAUUUUCCAACAUAAAAUUAUAAGGUUCUGAAUAACAACGAACAGUACAGUACAGGAAUUGAAAUCUGGCAAUUUGGCAGUAUGCUGGAGUGAUCACUCGUUCCUAGCUUGAAGCAAGGAGUAAGCUAAGGAUGAUAAUCUUUGUUGGGCUAAUCUUUAGCCACGUUGCAAAGAAAGGGAUAAAAUGGGAAUAUUCUCAAAACAUGAAACAUAUAUCUAUCUCUAUAUCCUGGAUUCCUGGUUCAUGUUUUUGAUAUAUCUUCAUCGUGCAUUAUCCGGCCUCUUCCCUGUCCCCAAGAAAUCAUGUCUGCCUUCAUAGGAAAAUAUGCAGUUAUUGGAGUUGCAUGCAUGCAGAUGAGCUUAUCAAGACAGCCAAGUAUAUUGCCACUCCGGGGAAGGGUAUAUUGGCCGCCGACGAGAGCACCGGCACAAUUGGCAAGCGUCUAGCCAGCAUUAACGUGGAGAACGUGGAGUCAAACCGUCAGGCUCUCCGGGAGCUUCUCUUCACCUCCCCCAACGCCCUCUCCUACCUCUCCGGCGUCAUCCUCUUCGAAGAAACCCUCUACCAGAAAACCUCCGACGGCAAGCCGUUCGUGAAACUCCUCGAGGAAAACGAUGUCGUUCCGGGCAUCAAGGUGGACAAGGGGACCGUGGAGCUCGCCGGGACGAACGGGGAAACCAGCACUCAGGGUUUCGACUCCCUGGGCGCGCGGUGCAAGGAGUACUACACGGCCGGCGCGCGGUUCGCCAAGUGGAGGGCGGUGCUGAAAAUCGGGCCCACCGAGCCGUCGGAACUUUCCAUCCAGCAGAACGCUCAGGGGUUGGCUCGCUACGCCGUUAUCUGCCAGGAGAAUGGGCUGGUUCCGAUCGUGGAGCCGGAAGUCCUCACCGACGGCGACCAUGACAUCAAGAAAUGUGCGGCGGUUACCGAGACUGUUCUAGCCGCCGUUUACAAAGCUCUCAAUGACCACCAUGUCCUUCUUGAAGGUACCCUCUUGAAGCCUAACAUGGUCACCCCUGGCUCCACCAGCCCAAAGGUUGCGGCAGAAGUGAUUGCUGAAUACACAGUGACGGCACUGCGGCGGACCGUUCCACCGGCGGUGCCGGGGAUCGUGUUCUUGUCGGGAGGACAGAGCGAGGAAGAAGCGACGGUGACCCUAAACGCGAUGAACAAACUUCAAGUGUUGAAGCCAUGGACUCUUUCAUUCUCUUUUGGGCGAGCUCUGCAGCAAAGCACCCUGAAAACAUGGGCAGGGAAGAAGGACAAUGUUGACAAGGCACAAGCCGCAUUCUUGGUGAGGUGCAAGGCUAACUCCGACGCCACCCUCGGCCAAUACGCCGGCGGUAGCUCCGGCGGCGCUGCUUCUGAGAGCCUCUUUGUUUCCGGCUACAAGUAUUAAUUAAUAAUUAGCUACCAAUAAUUUCGAUUAUACACGUUGAUCUACAAAAUUCUGUGUAUGAAUUAUAUAUGACUUUACCCACUUCUCAAAAUGUAUUGAUUUAAGUGAAAAGCAUUUGAAUUUUUAUGAGUUAGUACAUUUUGUAAAUUUA
Messenger RNA from Ipomoea nil (Japanese morning glory), 1583 nucleotides. RefSeq names its product fructose-bisphosphate aldolase 5, cytosolic-like. NCBI's taxonomy places the organism in Eukaryota, Viridiplantae, Streptophyta, Magnoliopsida, Solanales, Convolvulaceae. The transcript has 3 exons. Gene Ontology annotation, cellular component: cytosol. Gene Ontology annotation, biological process: fructose 1,6-bisphosphate metabolic process; glycolytic process. The record is from RefSeq and is a predicted model, not a curated record. Gene Ontology annotation, molecular function: fructose-bisphosphate aldolase activity. Bases 377 to 1432 code for a protein of 351 amino acids.